Messenger RNA from Clunio marinus, 279 nucleotides. The record is from the annotation of a GenBank genome assembly. Lineage: Eukaryota; Metazoa; Arthropoda; Insecta; Diptera; Chironomidae.
AUGCCGCCUAUGUCGCCAACAUUAAUAAAGAAAAUUUUCUGUUUGAUUCAAAAUGCAGUACCGCUCUUAGCAAAAUUGAAUUUUCCUUGCGGGAGAAAUUUCUCUUCCUUACUUCUUGCUAAUUUUCAAGCAAAGAAAAUUAUAAUCGUGCCUGUUGUUCAAUUUUCUUUCUUUGUGGCUUUUGUUGUUAGGCCCUGCAAUGCUAAAAAGCUUCAUGAAGGAAAAGUGAUUUUUCUUGGAUCGCAUCCAUGUUUUCAUGUGCCAUGUUUUGGUAGUUAA